Messenger RNA from Saccostrea cuccullata (small rock oyster), 489 nucleotides. RefSeq lists its product as uncharacterized. Gene Ontology annotation, biological process: DNA integration. Gene Ontology annotation, molecular function: nucleic acid binding. NCBI's taxonomy places the organism in Eukaryota, Metazoa, Mollusca, Bivalvia, Ostreida, Ostreidae. Bases 1 to 489 code for a protein of 162 amino acids. The transcript has a single exon. The record is from RefSeq and is a predicted model, not a curated record.
AUGACAAGCUCCAGAGUAAUAGCUUUACUCAAGAAACAAUUUGCUCGAUUUGGAAUUCCAAAUGUAAUCAUAUCUGAUGGAGGACCGCAGUUCGUAAGCCAAGAAUUCCAAGAUUUCGUAAAGAAAUGGGGUAUCACUCACAUGACAUCAUCGCCUAUGCAUCAACAAGCCAAUGGCAAGGCCGAGUCAGCUGUUAAAAUCAUGAAGACAUUCUUAAGGAAAUGUGAAGUGGAGAAGACGGAUCCUUACGAAGCAAUUCUUGAACAAAGAAAUACACCAAAACAGGAUACUGGUAUUAGUCCUGCAGAAAUCAUGUUUAACAGAAAAGUGCGUGGCAUGAUUCCACAUUUUCAACAGAAACUCGAGAAACCAGAAACUGAUUCAUUCGUCAGGAAGAGGAAUCAACGCAGACAGACAGUAAAGAAAUCAUUUGACACGAAGUCUCGUGAGCAGAGUGAACUGGUCAAGCAGUAUUCUUCCAGCAUCUAG